CGCGGCGCGGGCCCGGGGUUAGCCAUGAGUGGCGGCGUGUAUGGGGGAGAUGAAGUUGGGGCUCUUGUUUUUGACAUUGGCUCGUAUACGGUGAGAGCAGGCUAUGCAGGCGAGGACUGUCCAAAGGUUGAUUUUCCAACAGCCAUUGGUGUGGUGCUAGAAAGGGACAAUGGCAGCACUCUGAUGGAGAUAGAUGGUGACAAAGGCAAACAAGGGGGCCCAACUUACUAUAUAGACACCAAUGCCCUGAGAGUUCCAAGGGAAAAUAUGGAGGCCAUUUCACCUUUAAAAAAUGGAAUGAUUGAAGACUGGGAUAGCUUCCAGGCAAUUUUGGAUCACACUUACAAGAUGCAUAUUAAAUCUGAAGCAAGUUUGCAUCCUGUCCUUAUGUCUGAAGCACCAUGGAAUACUAGAGCAAAACGUGAAAAACUGACUGAAUUGAUGUUUGAACACUACAACAUCCCUGCUUUUUUCUUGUGUAAAACCGCUGUUCUAACAGCUUUUGCUAAUGGGAGAUCUACAGGUCUCAUUUUGGAUAGCGGAGCAACACACACCACUGCUAUUCCAGUGCAUGAUGGAUAUGUACUUCAGCAAGGUAUUGUAAAAUCACCACUUGCAGGAGACUUUAUUACUAUGCAGUGCCGGGAAUUGUUUCAAGAAAUGAACAUAGAGAUAAUUCCUCCAUAUAUGAUUGCUUCAAAGGAGGCAGUUCGUGAGGGGUCACCAGCAAAUUGGAAGAGAAAAGAGAAGUUACCCCAGGUCACUAGGUCCUGGCACAAUUACAUGUGUAAUUGUGUCAUUCAGGACUUCCAAGCUUCUGUCCUCCAAGUAUCAGAUUCAACCUAUGAUGAACAGGUAGCAGCACAGAUGCCAACAGUUCAUUACGAGUUCCCCAAUGGCUAUAACUGUGACUUUGGUGCUGAGCGUCUAAAAAUUCCUGAGGGGCUGUUUGACCCUUCUAAUGUGAAGGGUUUAUCUGGUAACACGAUGUUGGGUGUGAGCCACGUUGUCACAACAAGCGUUGGAAUGUGUGAUAUAGACAUCAGGCCGGGCCUCUAUGGCAGUGUGAUUGUAGCAGGAGGAAACACUCUAAUACAGAGUUUCACAGACAGAUUGAACAGAGAACUGUCUCAGAAGACUCCACCGAGCAUGCGCCUCAAGUUGAUAGCAAACAACACAACAGUGGAGCGGAGGUUCAGCUCAUGGAUUGGUGGUUCUAUUUUGGCUUCUUUGGGUACUUUUCAACAAAUGUGGAUUUCUAAACAAGAAUAUGAAGAAGGAGGAAAACAGUGUGUAGAAAGAAAAUGUCCUUAAACGUCUUACUGUGAAAACUGCUGCCUGCUCAGUGCUCCUUCUGUUUUAUAGCUUUAGCAUACUCAGGAAUGGGAUGGACUCUUUUUUGUAGAAAGUUUUAUAUUGGAUUUUUUGCAUAAUUCAAGUUCCAUUUUAACAAACCUUAGAAAUUUUGAGAGACCUAAUUGGUACUGUCAUAGAAAAAGGAUGUUUACAUCCCUUGUAAAGCAAUAAUUCAUGUAACAAGCAUUUUAUAAUUUUGUAUAAAUGUCUAUUUUCUCUAGUAUCUUUUCCUGGGAACAGCUUUACAGGUUACCUAAUAGAUGGAGGCAUAACCUUGCCAAUGCCCGUGCAAAUUUAUUAAAAAUCUCUUGUCUACUUUCACAUAUUAGUCUUCCUUGCUGGUACUUUGGCCUUAUAUUGCUCUUAUUUCUCUCUUAAAAAAUAAAAUUUGGUCUUUUAUAUUUG
This is a messenger RNA of Aptenodytes forsteri (emperor penguin), 1761 nucleotides long. RefSeq names its product actin-like protein 6A. Bases 25 to 1314 code for a protein of 429 amino acids. Lineage: Eukaryota; Metazoa; Chordata; Aves; Sphenisciformes; Spheniscidae. Gene Ontology annotation, molecular function: chromatin binding. Gene Ontology annotation, biological process: nervous system development; regulation of transcription by RNA polymerase II. Gene Ontology annotation, cellular component: NuA4 histone acetyltransferase complex; SWI/SNF complex. The transcript has 14 exons. The record is from RefSeq and is a predicted model, not a curated record.